Molecule: messenger RNA, 4234 nt
Organism: Amphibalanus amphitrite
Lineage: Eukaryota; Metazoa; Arthropoda; Thecostraca; Balanomorpha; Balanidae
Product: calcium/calmodulin-dependent protein kinase type 1-like
Exons: 9
Coding region: 421-1500 (359 amino acids)
Biological process (GO): protein phosphorylation
Molecular function (GO): calmodulin binding; calcium/calmodulin-dependent protein kinase activity; ATP binding
Source: RefSeq, a predicted model, not a curated record
GUCCCGUCGUCCGGUCGACCAGCCCACAAGACGUCCGGCCCGAGUGGCCGGUCCCCACCGGCGACCUCGACCGCUCCGUCGCUCUCUCCUGCGCUCGGUGCUCUCUCCUCGGCCGGCUGCACCGACCAGGGUAGCGGCGACCGACCGCGCCGGCAGCGCCCGCUGGUGCUCGCAGCGCUCACAGCGGCGCACAGUCAGUAGGCCGAGUGAGCUGGCUGGGAGAGGGCGGUACUCGAGCUGCCUUGGUAAGAAAGAGGCCAGGGGUGAAGGUGCGUGCAUUGUGGGCAUCGUAGCCCACCAGCGAUCGGUGUUGAAGUUGUGUGUUCAUCGGACAUGCGAGUGGUGUGUCGGUAGAGGAUUUUCAGAGCUCGUGAGUGUGUGUAUCUUGGUGUGCGCGGCGCGGCGUAGUGGUUCGUCGCCAUGCCGUUCUUCGGCAAGAAGGAGAAUCGCCAAGAGGGCAAGAAGAUUCCGUACAAGAGCGGCGAGAAGCUGGCCAAGGAGGACCGCCGGCUGACGUCGAGUGCCUCCAAUGUCGAGGAGAUCUAUGAUAUGAAGGAGGUGCUGGGCACCGGCGCCUUCUCUCAGGUCAAGGUCGCCGAGAAGCGGAGUGAGCCCGGCAAGCUGUUCGCCAUCAAAAUCAUCGACAAAAAGGCGCUGAAAGGCAAGGAGGACUCCCUAGAUAAUGAAGUCAAAGUAUUGCGAAGGCUUCGUCACCCCAACAUAGUCAACCUACUAGAGACAUAUGAAGACAAACACAAAGUGUAUCUAGUCAUGGAAAUCGUGACCGGCGGCGAGCUGUUUGACCGGAUCGUGGAGAAGGGCUCCUACACGGAGAAGGACGCCUCCAACCUGAUCCGGCAGGUGCUGGCCGCCGUGGACUUUAUGCACGAGCAGGGCGUCGUGCAUCGUGAUCUCAAGCCGGAGAACCUGUUGUACUUCAGCCCGGACGAGGACAGCAAGAUCAUGAUCAGCGACUUUGGCCUGAGCAAGAUGGAGGACUCUGGCAUCAUGGCCACCGCCUGUGGCACGCCCGGAUACGUAGCGCCCGAGGUGCUGGCCCAGAAGCCGUACGGCAAGGCGGUGGACGUGUGGAGCAUAGGCGUCAUCGCCUACAUCCUGCUGUGCGGCUACCCGCCCUUCUACGACGAGAACGACGCGAAUCUGUUCGCUCAGAUCCUGAAAGGCGAGUUUGAGUUUGAUUCGCCCUACUGGGACGACAUCAGCGACUCGGCCAAGGACUUUAUCCGGCAGCUGAUGUGUGUGGAUGCCGAGAAACGGUACACCUGCAAGGAGGCGCUGCAGCACCCCUGGAUCAGCGGCAACACAGCGCGUGACAAGGACAUCCACAGCUCCGUGUCGGAGCAGCUCAAGAAGAACUUUGCCAAGUCGCGGUGGCGGCAAGCGUACCACGCGACGGCGGUCAUCCGUCAGAUGCGUCUGCUGGCUCUCAACAGUAGUCGCUCGCCGUCGCGUGAGCGUAAGGCGGCCAGUGACCAGUGAUGGCGGCGGAGGCGCGCGCCGGUCGCCGCCCAUCGAUCGAGCGUCGACGGCGACGGAGCGCGGCCCGACCGACGCCGGGCGUCCGGGCAGCUCCGGGCGGGCGGCGCCGACGGUCGGAGACACCGGGCGAGGCGCGUCGGGAGCGACACUGAUAGACAGAGACCGCUCGGCGGGGCGCGGCCAGACGCCGGCGGCCCCGACCGAUGUACAAAGUGCACGGCAGAGACAUGUGUCGGCGUCACUGGUUAUGCAUUCUGGGGCGCUCCUCUGCUCCGCGCGGGCCGCGGCUGCGGGUCGACCUGUGCCCCGUCCCCGGCUGAAUCACGGUGUCCUGACCCACUGCCCUAUCCCGACCUGAGCUGGUGAGGCAUGUCUUGACGGACCCUUUUUGAAAAAUCCCGAGUGAAACAGGCGUUCAUGGAAAAUAUUUUUGAAUUUAUUUUAAGGACAUAAGCACAUAUGUUUGCUUCCACCUUGAAAAACGUCUCCGUGCGUGUGCAAUGCUCACACAUAGUUAACUUAUUUAUUGAUUCAUACAUUCUCAAUCGAUCCGUAAGAGUGCGUCCCUUUUCAGAAUUUGACGUCUUGCAGCAUUGAUGGUAGCUGUGGUAGCUCGUUCCAAUGUCCGAUAUGCGUCGUCACAGACCCUGUCUUUGGGCAGUGUAGUGGCACUUGGACAGUCGGUGGGAUUUAAUGCUCAGUCUGACCUGACUUUACCCACCCUUCCGCUGUAAUAGUGCCCGGUUCAUGCGACUCUUUCCGGCGACCAAUUCUAUUUUUGCUAUACCUAUAUUUUAAUGAGAUCGAUAUUGGAGGGAAGCUGUGCCAGUCUUUUCUCGAAGACUGUCGUAGUUCUGGUGAUCAUGGAAAUGUCGUAGUAUUUUCAGUCGGCUGACGUAUGUAUUAGAGGCGUGCUUUCAUCAAAAUGACCCUAUAGUUAGGUGUUCGUGGCCCCUACUGUGACCCUAGACAACUUCUGGAAACGCUCAUUUAAAUUGGCGAUGCACGCCACAGUCGAUGCAUCGGUAUAAAAUUGCUUUGCGAAGAACGACUUAAAGUUGUUAAGUUGUCGAACUGAACAGCGCCCCAGUUAACGGUUUCAUUAGAGCAUUCGCAAUCUCUAUAUGUCUGGUGAUCAAUGGGCCUCCUUUCGCAUCAUACUUUUGUUUUCUCUUGAUCGACGGUCGCUUUUUGCUUACUAUUCAAAGCAGGUCAAAUGUUCGACAUGUUUGAAGUUGUUGAUCCCGAUAGAGAGUAAUCAGGAAGGAGGCACGUCCCUCUACCUAGCCCCUACGGCUGAGUCACUGAAAAUCUCCCAACCCCGAGACACGGUAGCCGCGAGUCCUAUACGGCCUUCGUCGGCGUGUGAACGCAGAGGAGCCGUCGGAUGUUCAAGUCCCUCCCUCUGUGAAGGCGUUGGCCGCGUGGCAAACAGACCCUGACCUCCUCUGCCCUGAGCUACCGCCCGGCGCGGUCCUGUGACCACUUGUGAUGUCGCAUCGCUGUCGUCCUGUGAUUCUUAUUCCAGUUUGGCCUCGUGCGCGCAGUUUGCAAGAAAGUUUGCGGCGCAGUUAUGGCAGAACGAUAGCAGCGCAGUCUGUUGCGGCGCCUGGAAGCGCAAUUUGUUGUUGGCGCUGGUAGAUGGCAGCAAGAUCGCUCCUUUUUCCCUGAGCGACCGCGCCGUGCUACCGGUUCGCAGCCAGGGUGGCGGCUGUAGAUAAUCCCAGAUAUUCUAUUCGCGCGGAGGCAAUGUGAAUUGUCGGGCCUGCGCGCCUAUCGUGUUCAGGGCGUCUGUGUUCAAUUAUCUAUGCUGAUGCACGGUGAAAGAACACAUCUUGUUCUGUUCAUUUCGAGAUAAUCCUCGUUCUGUUCACCACAAAAUGUCUGCCUACCACCCCUAACGGCGUGGUGAAUUCAGCUCGAACUCUCCACCAUCAGACUUGCCUCCGCUUCCAUUCUGUGCGCCUAUCUAUCCAACGUGAGCUGCCAGUCCUCAACCACUGUGACAAUCGGGCCAGCGCACAGGGCGCUGGUUGACCACCUAUUCUAAAACUUCAGCGUCCGACAAAACGGGGACAACCCGAGUUCACAGGGCAGAGACCCUUCAGAGGCACGAGCCUGCAGCGCGACUCGUGAUGUGUUUUGCCGCGGGUCCGUGCGGAGGGGGGCGCUCGUUCAGGCUUUGACAGAUGCAGCUGGCUCGCGCGGUCGCUCGGUGUACGUGGUGCGUGCGAGUGUGUCGAUAUUUUACUAUACUCCAGGUCGAAUGUCCACUCGUUGUUCUAACAUUCCGCGCUGCUCUGACUAGAGUGCGGCCGCCCGCCGGUCCGCCGGCACGGGGCAGAGUCGCGGAGAGGCCGCCAGUGAUCACGGAAACUGAUAUUUCUCGCGAUGAGCCCUAUUAUCUGAUAUCACAGCUCUCCUUAAACAGAAGUCAAUUCACGUCGAAUUACUUUCAUAAUUUGUGCACCUAUUUAUUUGAUAAUGCAAUCACCAACACUUCCACGCACUGUAUCAGUUUCCGUUCACUUUUGGCCGAAGCUGUGACGGUUUAACGCCGAUUUUCCGUGAGUCCGCCUCGUCUGUGCGAUUUCGCCUCUGCUCUGUCCCAUCGGUGCUAUGCAUCGACUGUGUAUCUAUAGAGAGCGAGCCGAGACCGGCUCGGAUCACGCGAACGUGUAAAUACAUACUCUGGACACGCGGCCUCGAUGUGAAUAAACCAAACUUCCUUUUA